This is a messenger RNA of Podospora anserina S mat+, 1005 nucleotides long. RefSeq lists its product as uncharacterized. The record is from RefSeq and is a predicted model, not a curated record. Gene Ontology annotation, cellular component: membrane. Bases 1 to 1005 code for a protein of 334 amino acids. The transcript has a single exon. Gene Ontology annotation, molecular function: transferase activity, transferring alkyl or aryl (other than methyl) groups. NCBI's taxonomy places the organism in Eukaryota, Fungi, Ascomycota, Sordariomycetes, Sordariales, Podosporaceae.
AUGAGACAAGUAGAUAAGUCAAGUCAGGAUGUGGAGAGCCAAUGGACUGGCGUAUCUCCCAGCUCACCUCUCCUUCCCAAAUCUCAGCAAUCACAACACUCGCCCGUCCUCAACAGCACCCCCCUCUCUUGGAUAAAAGGUGUACCCUUCCUCAUCUGGCAGUUUACCGAGAACGACUUUCCAACAUUUAUUCUUCCCAACUCUGCGUUUGGUAUCUUUGGUGCCCUCGCUGGGCCUCGUUUGUUCUCGGACGAAACAGGGCCCACCGUCUCUGAGGUCCUCUGGCGAGUACCUAUCGUGAUAAUCUACAACUGGUAUAUGACCUUCAUAUUUGACCUCGCCAACCAGCGUGGCGCCGAUUCGGUCGAGGAAGACAGGAUCAACAAGCCCUGGCGGCCCAUACCUAGUGGAUAUGCCACCAUGGAACACGCAAGAUUAUUGUUGCUCAGCUCGAUACCGUUGGCGAUGGCAAUGAACUGGUACCUUGGGGUGUUCUCCGAGGGAAUGUGGAUCCUCGUGUUGGUCUGGAUGUACAAUGACUUGAGAGGUGGCGACCACAUGCUCAGAGACCCACUGAUUGCGGCCGGCUCUUUGGGCUUCAACGGUGGAAGUUUGAGACUUGCUGGUGGUGUGGGAAGGACGGUAAAUGACGAGGGCCAUUUGUGGACAGUCAUGAUUGCAGCGGUCAUCUUGACCACUGGAUACAUCCAGGACCUCAAGGAUCAAGUCGGGGAUAGACUGCGGGAGAGGAAGAGCGUGCCCAUUCUGAUCGGUGAUGGGCUGUGCAGGGCUGUCAUCGGUGCCUUCAUCUUGUCCUGGUCAUUCGCCUGUGCUUAUUUCUGGAGGCUCAAGUUAUGGGUAUUUGUUGUUCCAGUCCUUCUUGGAGCCGGUAUCGGGAUGAACGGGCUGUUGAGGAGGAACAGGGAAGCGGACUACGCCACGUGGAGGACCUGGUGCUUCUGGCUCAUUGUCUUGUUUAUGCUACCAACACUGUCACGGUUUUGA